This is a messenger RNA of Solea solea (common sole), 1941 nucleotides long. Its product is annotated as gastrula zinc finger protein XlCGF57.1-like. The coding region runs from base 332 to 1897 and encodes 521 amino acids. The record is from RefSeq and is a predicted model, not a curated record. Gene Ontology annotation, molecular function: DNA-binding transcription factor activity, RNA polymerase II-specific; RNA polymerase II cis-regulatory region sequence-specific DNA binding. Lineage: Eukaryota; Metazoa; Chordata; Actinopteri; Pleuronectiformes; Soleidae. Gene Ontology annotation, biological process: regulation of transcription by RNA polymerase II; central nervous system development. Gene Ontology annotation, cellular component: nucleus. The transcript has 2 exons.
CCGCGCACGCAAACGCUUCACUUCCUUGUUCAGUCAGGAUGAUGUUGGUGUUAACAACAAAGUGUUGGGAGUCUUUUCUAAAAACUCCUUCAAGUCAAGAACUUCUGCGUCUGCUUUUGCUGUCACUGCCGAUCGGCUAACACCGUGUGUGUGUGUGUGUGUGUGUGUGCUUUGGAGCCAGCGCGUUAGCUCCCGUUAGCUGCCGUUAGCUGCCGUUAGCUCCGGUUGGAUCCCGUUAGCUUACAGCAGUGUGGAAUCAGCGUUUCUACAAAGAGGAUAAACAGAGAAGCUGGACAGGAGCUCCCGCUCACUGGUAGCUAACGGUAACAUUAUGAACCAGGAGAGUCUCUGUUCAGAUAAUCCUGAAGACAGGCGCCCUCUAGCGGAUUGCUCAGAAGAUGUCCAACAUCUGCUGGUGAUCAAAGAAGAGGUUCCCAUUGAGAUGAUUAGCAGUCCACAUCAGGAGGACUCGGAAAAACCUCACAUCAAAGAGGAACAAGAAGAUCUCUGGACCAGUCCGGAGGAAGAGCAGCUUCAAGGGCAGGAGGAGGCUGAGGAGAAGUUCUCACUCAUUGUUGUUCAUGUGAAAAGUGAAGAUGAGAAUCCUCACAUCAACAAGGAACAGGAAGAUCUCUGGACCACUCAGGAGGAAGAACAGCAUCUGAAGGAGGACCCACUAACUAUCAUCCAUGUAAAAACUGAAGAUGAUGACGAGGAACCUCAGUCCUCGCAGCCUCAUCACAGCCAAACCGAGGAGAGCCGGGAGGCAGAGCCUCCAGCGACCAGCUCAGCAUUAACAAUUAAAACAGAAGCAAAUGGAGACGAUCAGCUUCACUCAGAUAAAGAUGACGACGAGACUCCAGACUCAUCUGAGACUGAAGACAGUGAUGAUGAUUGGAAGGAGACCAGAGCUCCUGACCGAUGUCAACCUCAGAGACACACACAGAGAGUUCAGUCCGGAGAGAAACCAUUUGACUGUGAUGUUUGUGGGAAAAGAUUUACGCGGAAGAGUUCUCUUAAGAGUCAUAUGAUGGUCCAUACAGGAGAGAAACCAUUUGACUGUGAUGUUUGUGGGAAAACAUUUAUACAGAGGAGUUCUCUGAAGACACAUAUGAUGGGCCACACAGGAGAGAAGCCAUGUAGAUGUGAUGUUUGUGGGAAAAGCUUUGCGCUGAACUCUUUACUUAAGAGACACAUGAUGGUCCACACAGGAGAGAAACCAUGUACAUGUGAUGUUUGUGGGAAAAGCUUUACACUGAGCUCUUUACUUAAGAGACACAUGAUGGUCCACACAGGAGAGAAACCGUGUAAAUGUGAUGUUUGUGGGAAAAGAUUUACACAGAUGUCUUUUCUGAAGAGACACAUGAUGGUCCACACAGGAGAGAAACCAUGUAGCUGUGAUGUUUGUGGGAAAAGAUUUAAACAGAGUAAUGUUCUUAAGGUACACAUGAUGGACCAUACAGGAGAGAAACCAUGCAGCUGUGAUGUUUGUGGGAAAAGAUUUAAACAGAGUAAUGUUCUUGAGACACAUAUGAUGGUCCAUACGGGAGAGAAACCAUGCAGCUGUCAUGUGUGUGGGAAAAGGUUUCGACUCAAACGUUCUCUAAAGACACACAUGAUGAUCCAUUCAGGAAAGAAACCAUGUAGCUGUGAUGUUUGUGGGAAAGGAUUUGCAAAGAAGUGUGAUGUUAAGAGACACAUGAUGGUCCAUACAAGAGAGAAACCAUGUAGCUGUGAUGUGUGUGGGAAAAAAUUUGGAUAUAAAAGUUCUAUGAAAACACAUAUGAUGAUUCAUACAGGAGAGAUGCCAUUUAUUUGUGAUGUUUGUGGUAAAAGAGUUACAACUAGGUCUCAUCUGAAAAUGCACAUGAGGGAUCAUAAAGGAGUGAAAUUGUAAAGUUGUUAUGAACUGCUUGACUAUUAAAAUGCUUUUAUGCCCUG